Messenger RNA from Spodoptera exigua (beet armyworm), 771 nucleotides. The record is from the annotation of a GenBank genome assembly. NCBI's taxonomy places the organism in Eukaryota, Metazoa, Arthropoda, Insecta, Lepidoptera, Noctuidae.
AUGCGUGUCCUAGCUAUCCUAGCCCUGUGCCUAGCGGCCGUGGCAGCCGUUCCAUCCCGUUCCCAAAGGAUUGUCGGAGGAUCGGUCACCACCAUCGACCAGUACCCCACCAUUGCUUCUCUGCUGUACACAUGGAACUGGAGUAGCUACUGGCAAAACUGCGGUGGUACCAUCCUCAACAACCGUUCCAUCCUUACCGCUGCUCACUGCACAGUUGGUGACGCCGUAGGCAGAUGGCGCAUCCGUGUUGGCUCCACCUGGGCUAACAGCGGUGGUGUUGUUCACAACGUUGCUCAGAACAUCGUUCACCCUCAAUACAACGUAGGAGCAAUUUACAACAACGACAUCGCUAUCCUGCGCUCCGCCACCACCUUCACCUUCAACAACAAUGUCCGCGCCGCAUCCAUCGCUGGUGCCAACUACUUCCCCGCUGAUAACCAAGCUGUUUGGGCUGCUGGAUGGGGAGACACUUUUUCUGGUUCACACGCUGGCUCCGAGCAACUCCGUCACGUCCAGGUUGUAGUCAUCAACCAGAACACUUGCAGAAACCAGUACCUCAACACUAUCUAUUCAAUCACCGACAACAUGUUGUGCUCUGGAUGGCCCAACGGUGGUCGCGACCAGUGCCAGGGUGACUCUGGUGGCCCUCUCUACCACAACGGCAUCGUUGUUGGUGUCUGCUCUUUUGGUAUUGGCUGUGCUGAAGCUAGAUACUCUGGUGUCAACGCUCGCGUAUCUCGCUACUCCUCCUGGAUUGCCGCCAACGCAUAA